AUGGACGCCGGCGGUCUUGCUCAGAUGUCCUACAACAACUUUCCAUCCAGUAAUGGACUGGGUAUGCCUGGAUCUGGCUUUGCUUCCAGACGAGCGAACGGCUCAAACAUCAAGCGCCUCUCCUUUGAGCCAGCCAAGCCUUCCGAUGCUCAAGACAACGGAGCGCCGACUCCUCGCACCUCCCGUUCUCACCUUCUUGCAGGCUUGAGAACUGCCCCUAAGUCGGCCACCUCGAGCACCUUCCCUUCAACUGCUCCUCCUACUCAGCUUCAGCACAACACAGGUCUCGGAGGCAGCAUCUAUGCAAAGGAGGAAUCAUACGGCGGACCCAAGACAUCCAACAACUUCGGCCAACGAAAUGGGUACGGCCAGAUGAACAACAAUACCAACAACCAGAUGUACUCUGUUCCAGAGCAGAUCCUCGCCCCUCCGGAGAUUCUGGUUGAUGAGCAUGGCCAGGAACAAAUGGACCCAAACCUGUAUGCUCAACUGGUAGCUACCAACAUGUACCUCGCAGAGCAGCAGCAGCGACUUCAGCAACAGCUAGCCAGUGUUCAGGCAGCCGCUCAACAAUUCCAAGGCAUGAACUUGGGGAUGCAACAGCAGCAGUUUGCUACUCCACCAAUCACUCCCCAGAACAUGUAUCAACAACAGGUCAAGAACAACAUGCAGCCCAUAAUUGCCCCAGUUAUGGGGCAGCCAGGUGUCUAUUCGCACUACAAUCCCAUGACCGGCGUGCAAAGCUACUUCUUGGAUCAGAGCCAGCAACAAAACCAGUACAUGGAGCAGAUUGUCCAGCAAUCCGCCAACUACUCUCCACCUCAGCAGCAUGGUACACCACGAUUCCAAGUUUCGCCUCCCCCUCAGUCCGAUACACCUACCUUCACCCGAAGUAUCAGCCCUCCCAAGAAGAGCUCUUCCCCACCCCAGGAUCACGCCCCUUUGCCACCCCCAUCAGCUGGAGCUUUCCGCCGAGGACAUCGCAAGGCAAACUCCAUGGCUAUCGGUACCGAUAUCCCAAGCGCUUUUGAAGGACCUAGAUCUGCAAUGUUGCCAAAAACAAUGGGAUUCCCAUCAACUCCAGCUUUCGGUCCCGGACAAGCUCGUGCUGGGGAGCACCCAAUCCGACAGCCUCGUGGACCACCUUCAUUGGACGAGUUGAUUGCAAAGCCAACUACCAAAUUUGAGGGCAGCAAGAACUUCGCUACCCGAACUCGUCGUAGUGCAGUACACAAUCUUGUACGUGCAGGAUUGGAGCGCCGAAGAUCACCAGGAAGUGCAGGCUCUGGAAGCAUGUCUCCCGUCUCAGAAGCCGGUGAAAUUACCUUCGCCACCUCGGAUAAUGAUUCGGACAGCGGCCGCAGUGGAAGUGGUAGUCUUUCUGGUCGUCCAAGCCCCGAUAGCCCACGCACUUCAAUUCACGGAGCAAUUGGAAGCGAUCGCCCUUCCUCACGUUCCAACGAACGCUCAAUGGAGCGAAAGAGCGUUGCAUCGCUGGACAGUUAUUCAGCUGCGAGUGUUUCUGGAGACGAGGCUGCGAUCGGUGGCACUUUUGCCGCUGUAUUCAAGAACAAGAAGGUAGAAGUACCAGAGGUUGAGAGAAAGUCACCAAUGCUUGUUCUCACUUCAGCAGCGGAGAAGCGCAAGACCUCUUUCUGUUAA
Molecule: messenger RNA, 1662 nt
Organism: Cadophora gregata
Lineage: Eukaryota; Fungi; Ascomycota; Leotiomycetes; Helotiales; Ploettnerulaceae
Exons: 1
Coding region: 1-1662 (553 amino acids)
Source: RefSeq, a predicted model, not a curated record